GCUCCUCCUCCUUCUCCUCCUCUUCCUCCUCCUCCUCUCUGCCCCGCCGCCGGGAUGCCGAAGCUUAGCAAGGAGGCCAAGCAGCGGCUACAGCAGCUCUUCAAGGGCGGCCAGUUCGCCAUCCGCUGGGGCUUCAUCCCCGUAGUGCUCUAUCUCGGUUUUAAAAGAGGUGCAGAUCCAGGAAUGCCUGAGCCAACUAUCUGGAGUCUACUUUGGGGCUGAAGGCUGUGGUGGUCCUGUUUAGAGGCAGCCGAUGGACAGAGUGUCAGAAGAUGCGUACAUUCCGGAGGAUGAGGCCGACACUUAGACCAGCUGGUUCAGUCAGCUUGCUAAUGCCAUAGGUUGUACAUACAACAAAAUGGAAUUUAUAUGGACCUAACUUAUUUGCAUUACGGUGUAAUUAAAUAAAUACUGUUUGAAUGGA
Melospiza melodia melodia is the source of this 424-nucleotide messenger RNA. RefSeq names its product translocase of outer mitochondrial membrane 7 (gene TOMM7). Gene Ontology annotation, biological process: protein import into mitochondrial matrix. The record is from RefSeq and is a predicted model, not a curated record. Gene Ontology annotation, cellular component: mitochondrial outer membrane translocase complex. The transcript is spliced from 3 exons. Lineage: Eukaryota; Metazoa; Chordata; Aves; Passeriformes; Passerellidae. The coding region runs from base 55 to 222 and encodes 55 amino acids.